AUGUCCUACAACCAGGCAGACCCAUUCGCAGACAACACCGCCCAUGCUACCCUCGACACCGACCCCUUCGCCGACUCCACCAAAGACCCGUUCACUGCCCAGCCCAACGAAUCCCUCGCCUCGUUCGGUGGCGCAAGCGGAUCAACGACAAAUGCUUAUGGGGACUAUGGAUACGGAGGAGGAUACACUGCUGGUGCGGGGGCGAAUCAGAAGGCGGAUGAACUCAGGAAGAGGGAAGAGGAGCUGGCGAGGCGAGAGCAGGAAUUCGAGAGGAGACAGCAGGAGACAGGAACAUAUGCAAACAACUGGCCACCGCUUUACCCAUUUGUACACUACGAUCCCAGUAUAAUCCAGGACGCCGCCAAGAGGCAGACAAUCACAUUGAUCGGGUACCAAUGGUACGCCCUUGUCGCGACACUCAUCUUGAACUUGUUGGGGUGUAUAUUCUUGUUAAUCUCUGGAAGCUCUGAGGGAGGCGCCGAUAUGGCUAGCUCUGCGAGCUACCUUGUCUUUAUCACCCUUACCUCCUUUAUCCUUUGGUUCCGACCGAUAUAUCUUGGGUACUGCAGGAAUGAAGGAAAGGCUAUGGCCGUCUUUUUCUACAUCUACUUUCUCUUUGCUGGCUUCCACUUGGCGUACUCUGUGUACAUGUUUAUCGGCAUACCUUCUACGGGAUCUGCUGGCCUGAUCAACACCGUCUCCAUGUUUAGCCAAGGACACAUCCUUGCCGCCGUCUUUGGAACAAUCACCAGCGUCGGCUGGGCGUUCCAGGUCGCUGCUGGAGGUUUUCUGUACAAACGCGUAUGGGAUUUCAAGAACGUCAACUCGGAAAUCAGCAUGCAGAAUGCUACCGACCAGCUCAAGUCCAACUCGAUCAAGACUAUCGUUUUGCACCAGAGCCGGUUGUAG
Cryptococcus wingfieldii CBS 7118 is the source of this 909-nucleotide messenger RNA. RefSeq lists its product as hypothetical. Gene Ontology annotation, cellular component: trans-Golgi network membrane; recycling endosome membrane. The record is from RefSeq and is a predicted model, not a curated record. Gene Ontology annotation, biological process: protein transport. The transcript has 6 exons. NCBI's taxonomy places the organism in Eukaryota, Fungi, Basidiomycota, Tremellomycetes, Tremellales, Cryptococcaceae. Bases 1 to 909 code for a protein of 302 amino acids.